AUGCCCCGCCAAUCGGGUCGUUGCACGGGCGAUAUCGAUGAUCUAGACCCGAUGAAGCAUGCCUAUGCGAGGGGUGAUGACCCGAUGAUCUUCAGGGAUCAUGCCAAGCGAUAG
Molecule: messenger RNA, 114 nt
Organism: Fusarium verticillioides 7600
Lineage: Eukaryota; Fungi; Ascomycota; Sordariomycetes; Hypocreales; Nectriaceae
Exons: 1
Coding region: 1-114 (37 amino acids)
Source: RefSeq, a predicted model, not a curated record